Rhodamnia argentea is the source of this 1396-nucleotide messenger RNA. RefSeq names its product mitochondrial phosphate carrier protein 1, mitochondrial-like. Gene Ontology annotation, biological process: mitochondrial phosphate ion transmembrane transport. Gene Ontology annotation, cellular component: mitochondrial inner membrane. Gene Ontology annotation, molecular function: phosphate transmembrane transporter activity. The record is from RefSeq and is a predicted model, not a curated record. The transcript is spliced from 7 exons. Bases 152 to 1084 code for a protein of 310 amino acids. NCBI's taxonomy places the organism in Eukaryota, Viridiplantae, Streptophyta, Magnoliopsida, Myrtales, Myrtaceae.
UCCGAGAAUAGGGGUUUACUUAGGGGUUUAAGCGCAGGAUGUCCGAACCAAAUAUACAGAGAGACGUGCACGUAUGCGUAGAUUCUCCAGGGAAUUUGCUUUCUCGUCCCCUCUCUCUUUCUCUCUCGCUCGAUCGAUCGGGUGAAGAAUAAUGAGGGAGGUGGCGGAAGGGAGAAUGCGCGAGGAUAAUAGAGGAGGACAUUACUAUGGAGUUUGUGCGGUUGGAGGAGUUCUCAGUGCUGGAACCACCCACCUGGUUAUUACUCCGCUUGAUGUUUUGAAAGUCAAUAUGCAGGUGAAUCCAAUCAAGUAUAACAGCAUUUACUCAUGUUUCACUACUCUAUUGAGAGAGCAAGGCCCUUCUGCUUUUUGGAGAGGUUGGUCUACCAAGUUCUUUGGAUAUGGUGCUCAAGGUGGGUGCAGAUUCGGUCUCUACGAGUAUUUCAAACGGGUUUACUCCGAUAUCUUGGUCGGCAGCAACAGGAGCUCGAUUUUUUUUCUCAGCAGUGCUUCUGCGGAAGCAUUUGCAAAUGUGGCGCUUUGCCCUUUUGAAGCCGUUAAAAUCCGGGUUCAAGCCCAGCCCAACUUUGCAAAAGGCUUGGUUGAUGGCUUCCCUAAAGUAUAUGCAUCAGAAGGCCUUCUAGGAUUUUACAGAGGGCUUCUACCGCUUUGGGGUCGAAAUCUUCCAUUUUCAAUGGUGAUGUUCUCGACAUUUGAGCAUUCAGUGGAUUUCCUGUAUCGUAAUGUCAUUAGAAGAAGAAAGGAGAAGUGCUCAAAAGUUCAACAACUCGGGGUGACAUGCCUAGCUGGAUAUGCUGCUGGAUCUGUUGGUAGCUUUAUAUCAAAUCCUGCCGACAAUAUUGUUGCUUCAAUAAACAACAAAAAAGCUGACAGCCUCAUGCUGGCAAUCAGGAAUAUUGGGCUUGCGAAUCUGUUUACAAGGAGCCUUCCCAUUAGAAUUAUACUUGUUGGACCUGUUGUAACUCUGCAGUGGUUGUUCUAUGAUACCAUCAAGAUUCUUAGUGGAUUGCCAACAAGUGGUGAAGUUUCAGCUGAUCCAGUGAGAGAGAGUACAAAAGAGUGAGCUAUGCCGGAACAAUUGCAGCAUUCUUCAGAUAGUGAGGUGGUGUCGUCACCAAGUAAGGAAAUUAGAGCUUUUUUCUGGCGUUGAAUAUGCUGGAAUGUUACAAUCAGUGCAACUACUGAACGAUUCUGACAAACCAUGAGAUAUGAUGGCAGCUUUUUAUGCCGUUGCAUAUCGUGGUUUAAGGCUCUAGUUGUUCUAGACGUUUGCUCAUUCAUUGUUCUUGCUUUUAGCUCAUGGGAGUAUCUCUCCCCCGGCAACCUGACUUAGAUAUGUCUGAAUAAUGUAAUGACGAAUGCUUGUUCUUGCCAA